CAUAGACUGGGGAAUGAGGAAAGGAGGAUCCUCCAACACCUGAUGGAGAAGGACCCAGAAGAUGACCACCACGUGGUCCGCAUGAAGGACUCCCUUGUGUUCCGGAACCACAUCUGCAUUUCCUUUGAACUCCUGGGUUCUGACCUGCAAGCCAUGGUGACUGCCAAGGGUAAGAGUGACUCAUAUGUGCGGAAGUGCGCAUACCCCAUCCUCAAGUGUCUUCAGCUGCUGAAGAGAGAGAACAUCAUGCACAGUGACCUCAAACUGGCUAACAUGGUCAUGUCAGACAAGGACCCCAACACUCUCAAGGUCAUCGACUUUGGUGUGAGCCUGGUACAGGAGCGGUUAAGACGCUAUAAUCGUAUCCAGACUCAGUCGAUCCGUGCUCCAGAGGUGACUCUGGGUCUUUUGUGCACCACUGCCAUUGACAUGUGGAGCUUUGGCUGCUGCUUGAUAGAGCUCCUCAUUGGAAGAGAAGCGUUCUCUGGAGCUGGAGAAAUUGAACAACUCACGCGCACCAUAGAGAUACUGGGAAUGCCUCCAGAAGAAUUAGUGGAUUUGUCAUUUCAAAGGAAUGUGUUUUUUGACAUGGAGGGCACGCUGAAAUAUAUCAGGCUCAACAACUCGGGGGAGAUAAUCCUGCCAGACUCCAAGAGGCUGGAGAGUCUUCUGGGCACCAGCGACCCUGACCUGCUGGACUUUAUCAAGCGUUGCCUAGAGCGCCGCUGCCCCGUCUCCUCCACCAAGAGGCAAAAGGUCAACUGUUACCCCAGAUGGUGGUGCAGCCAAGAGGGACGCAGCGACAUCCAAACCAGCUAG
Gadus macrocephalus (Pacific cod) is the source of this 819-nucleotide messenger RNA. Its product is annotated as dual specificity tyrosine-phosphorylation-regulated kinase 4-like. Gene Ontology annotation, molecular function: ATP binding; protein serine/threonine kinase activity. The transcript is spliced from 7 exons. NCBI's taxonomy places the organism in Eukaryota, Metazoa, Chordata, Actinopteri, Gadiformes, Gadidae. The record is from RefSeq and is a predicted model, not a curated record. Gene Ontology annotation, biological process: peptidyl-serine phosphorylation; peptidyl-threonine phosphorylation. The coding region runs from base 43 to 819 and encodes 258 amino acids.